AGAGCUGCAGUUUCUCAGUUUACGAUAUGAGUAGCCCUAUACCUUUCGUUGCAACUAAAAUCGAAAUUUUCAGAAAGCGUCAUAAUAGGUGGUGGAAGAUUGUGCCAAUCAUUUUAUUAAAUAGUCUGGCUGGAAUAUUUGCAAACGGAAAUCUUUCCGUUCUAUUUACUACAAAUAUAGAUGUCCUACAGAUGGAAAAAUCAAUACGGCUCCAAAAUCAAAAACUUUUUAUUAAAAAAACCAAAUUAGUAAAUGAAACAGAUCGGGAAAGGCGAAAAGAACCGACUCAAGAAGGAUUUAUUAAUGAUUUCAGAAAUUCUCGUAUCUUUGAUUUAUCCAGAAAUGUUGUACCGAAUCACGAACAACAAAACGUUAUACAAGCUAAUUUCAGAGGACAGUCAACAAAACCUAAAAGUUCAAAUGGUUCCAUAACCAAGUUGAAAAAUUCUGCAAAUAAUGAGAACCAUUUGUACUUAAAUAUGCUUGAAGGACAAUUACCAGCGCUUAGCAUUAAAAUCAAGAUGCCCUUCCGAGAGAAUACAGCUUUAUUAUUAAAUCAUUACAAAGUAAAAAUAUCUAGAAUUAUUACUGAUACCACGACAAGGGAUGCUCUUCAAAUUACGGUCGAACUUAUUAAUAAAGGACUUGCAGCGAAAGAAUUUGUCAUAAAUGUUUGCAACUGUCAACAAUCCUAUGGGAUAUUAAGACCAAUAAGUGUUAAGAAAAUACUAUUUCCAUAUGUUGGAGAAUCUGUAACAUUUAUGUUGCCUUUAAUAAUUGGUUUAAGGAAAAACAUUAAAUUUAGUUGCGAUGUUGUUGUAAAGACCAGUAUGAUAAGGAUCGCUGCGGAAGCCGGGUCAAAAAUCCUGAAACAGCCCAAUGCAAAUAUGGCCAGUGUAGCAAAGAGGACAAUGGAUAUUAAAAUACAUUCAAGAUGUUUUUGUGUCUGGAGAUGUCGCUGCCAUUGCCUUGAUAAAUUGGAAACUUAUAUUAAUUUUAAUGUUUGUGAAAAAUUGAACUAUAAUUCCGAAAGCGAUGCAGGGCUUCUGUUAAACUGCCCACCUGCAGAGCAACGAAAUGAUAUAUGCAUCAUGGAGAGCAGUAGUGCUAACAAUAGUACAAAAUCAAACAAUUCGGUUUUGUUUAAAAUUCUACGCUUUGCUCUUUUUAUAUUGAUGGUGCUGUUGGGUUUAGGAUUUUUAAAGGCUGUUUUCGGAUUUUGUAUCAAAUCAAUAAAUAAGUUCGGGUUUAAUGCUAUUCAGCCGGGAAUGAUUUUUGAAUGCACUUCUACAACAAGAAUUUUUCUAGUUAAUUGUUUCUUCUUUAUUUGUAUACCAUUUGUUGUUUGGUGCAAGUGCUUUAGACCAAAGGUCGAAGAUUUAAUGGCCGCUAGUAGCGAAUGGUUGUGUAAUCCUCAAGCUAAGGAUGAAAACUCUAAAGAAAAUGAACUUGAUUGCAAACGCCGUCUUUUAUCUGGCUAUCAGGAAACCGGACAUAGCAUGACCGAAAAUGUUAUCCGUGCACUUAUGCCAGUACACGAAACUGAUUUAUUUGAAGAUGAAAAACAAGACGAUGAUGAAAGUACAGCUUAUAUUUUAGAAGUAUUGGAAGAGAGCAAAAAUUCGCUAAGCAGAUUAGUAAAGUUAUAAAUUAAAUAACAUUCUU
Molecule: messenger RNA, 1665 nt
Organism: Drosophila subobscura
Lineage: Eukaryota; Metazoa; Arthropoda; Insecta; Diptera; Drosophilidae
Exons: 6
Coding region: 27-1649 (540 amino acids)
Source: RefSeq, a predicted model, not a curated record